Messenger RNA from Anopheles aquasalis, 5832 nucleotides. RefSeq names its product tyrosine-protein phosphatase non-receptor type protein myopic (gene mop). Lineage: Eukaryota; Metazoa; Arthropoda; Insecta; Diptera; Culicidae. Gene Ontology annotation, biological process: protein transport to vacuole involved in ubiquitin-dependent protein catabolic process via the multivesicular body sorting pathway; early endosome to late endosome transport; protein dephosphorylation. The record is from RefSeq and is a predicted model, not a curated record. Gene Ontology annotation, molecular function: protein tyrosine phosphatase activity; protein binding. Gene Ontology annotation, cellular component: endosome.
CAAGCAACAACAACCUCGGAACCUUACCUCAUCUUCGUCCGCAGAAUACCGCCGAUCAUUGUUCUGUUUUCCGUAAUUUCCACCCACUCUAGGCGGUAAAUAGAGCGAAGCCAGGCAGCCCACCUCCACGCAAGGAUGGAGGCCGUUCCGCGGAUGCCGAUGAUCGGCUUCGAGCUGAAAAUCAGCCCAGAACCGACCAGUUUUGGUGCGCUGAAACAGUACAUCGCCGAGUACUAUCAGGAGGAUCCGGAAUCGUACUCCAAGGAGUGUUCCCUUCUCGAGCAGCUUCGUGGAAAUGCAGCUCGACCGACGCGUGAUGUGGAGGGCACGGCCACGAUCCGCCGGUACUACUGCCAACUACACUCGAUCCAGAACCGCUUCCUGCUCGGCGGACUGAGCGAGAACCAGCAAAUGUUGACCUUCAACUGGAAGGAUCUGUAUUCCGGAGCGACAGCCAGCAAGGCGAGCCUCAAGUUCGAGAUGGCCUGCGUGCUGCACAACUUUGCUGCCCUGCACACGCUGCUGGGCCGUGCCGAGAGUCGCUCCGAUCCCGAGGGCAUGAAGAAAGCAUGUACACACUUUCAGUGUGCCGCCUGGGCUUAUGGCCACGUGAAGGACAGCUUCAGCAGUCUCUCGCUCCAGGGAGAUCUAACGGCGGAACUGCUCAUCUUCAUGCACACGCUCUGCCUGGCCCAGGCACAGGAGUGCAUCAUGGAGAAGAGCCUGUGCGAUAACCGGAAGUCGGGCAUCAUCGCCAAGGUAACAGCGCAGAUCAUCAGCUACUACAAUUCGGCUUUGGCGGCGUUGCUAACGCAGGUUGGUGACGGUGGUCGUGUGCAGGACAUUGUCGGUAGCAAAACCUUCAAGGAAUGGCGUGGUUACGUGCGCUUCAAGAUAUCGUACCUGUCCUGUAUCUUGCUGCUGUACCAAGGCCAGCAGGCCGAGGAGCAGCAGAAGAUGGGCGAGCGUGUGGCGCUCUAUCAGGCUUCCUUCGAGAAGCUAGAAGAGGCCAGGAAGGAAGCGAAGGGUUUGGCCAACCAGCAGCAAGUAGACGAGGCACUGCAGUUCACGAUGGACGUCGUCGAAGCGAAGCGUAAGGCGGCCAAGAACGAGAACGAAUUCAUCUAUCACGAGGAAGUGCCGGAACUGAGUGCGAUUUCCGCUGUGCAGGGCGCUAAUCUGGUCAAUGGCAUCGCCUUCAAUGUGACCGAUCCGGAGUCCAUGGGAGAAGACAUAUUCCAUCGUCUCGUUCCCAUGAAAGCACACGAAAGCAGCUCACUUUACAGUGAAGAGAAGGCAACGAUCCUUCGUACGAUCGGUGCGAGGGUUGAAGACCGAAAUACGGAGCUGCAGACAUUCAUGAGUUCGCUCAAUUUAUCCGGAUUGCGACAGCUGGAAGUAUCAGGUGCACCGAAUGAUACACGGUUACCACAAGGACUGGUUGAUCGUUGUGCGGAACUGCAGGCCAAACCGAACGCCAUUCCCGAUUUGGUGCAAUCGAUGGCCGUGCUUGCGGACACAUGCUCCGAGGUUGAGCUUACGCUGAAGGAGAUCAAGAAUCUGCUGCGUGCCGAUGAAGCCAAGGAGGAUCGGUAUCAGCAGAAGAUCGGUCAACGAUCGAACGGUGGUGCACAUAUCGUCGAGCUGGGACGCGAGCUGGCCAAAUAUCAGGAGGCUCACAAUAAGGCAGGUGAAAGCAAUGAUACUCUACGGAAGGCGAUGGGUUUACACGUUCAAAACCUGAAGAUCCUCGCCCAGCCGCUGCCAGAUAUCCGUGCCCAGAUACCGGUUUGUACGGAACACUACGAUGAGACAUUGUUCCGCGAGCUGAACGGGAUGCUGGCGAAGGUGGAGGAGAUGCGCAACCAGCGUGAGAAGCUUUAUCAAGAUCUGCGCCACCAAAUCACGGAGGAUGACAUCACCUCACAGCUGAUCGCACUCGAUGGUGUUGGUUCCGAGCAGCAAAAGGCAAAAAUGGAAGAACUCUUCAGAAAGGAGCUGGCGAAGCACGAUCAGCUGGUGGGAUUACUGGAGCAGAACAUGAAAGCACAGCCGAACAUACUAAAGGCAAUGACCGAGGCGUACGCUCGCUGUGCACCUUCGCUAAAGGGCUUUUCCGAUACGAAAACACGUCGCGAUCAGUUCUUCUCCUCGCUGCAAGCUUCAUACGAUGUGUAUCAAGAUCUUCUUUCGAAGAGUGCUAAAGGGCUCGAGUUCUAUCGCAAACUGCAAAGCAAUGUCCAGAAGCUGUAUUCGCGUGUGAAGGCCGCUUGUGAUGUGCAGAACGAGGAGCGCAAUCAGAAGCUCAAAUCGAGCAACGUAUCCAAGCGAACGAACGAGAUCAAUGGAGGUGGAGUGGUGGUAGCGGGAGGCACAUCCACCACCACUACGACUUCCAGUGGUGGGACAAAGUUGAAGGACUAUCUGAAAGCCGGAACCAUUACGCUUGGCUCGAUAAAGGCUGCAGGAGUAGACAAACAUUUACCAUCCAUUCGCCCAGCACCGGUUGGUUCAGAAAGCUCGAGCACUGCAGGAGGUGGUGGUACCGGCAUAUCCGGUGGUUACUAUCAGGACUCAUACGGUGCAGGUUACAGUAACUACACACAGCAGCAGCAGCAGCAUCCUCAGCAAUCAUACGGUGGAAGUAGUGUACCCUCCGCUUCCACUGCAGCAGGCUUUGAUUAUUCGCAGUAUGCGGCUUCACAACAACAACCGCAGCAGCCGACGACAGGCUACGCUAAUCCUUUGUAUCAAAAUACCAACAAUGCCUACUAUUACCAACAGCAAUCACAGCAGCAGCAGCAACAACAACAACAGCAGCCCACUACCAACUACGAUUAUGGACAGUACGCGAACCCGGUAGCGCAGCAACCAUCGCCAGCUCCUUCAACCGCAUCAUCCUCGACGGACAUAAGCCAAACUCCGUCAUGGCCCCAGCUGUCGCAGCAAUUUUCCGCAAUGAAUCUCCAGCCAUCCACCCACAACACCGAACAACAAGCGACAUAUUAUGGAGUAGCUUCAGGAAGUGGAACCAACACCACUGGUGGAUACGGUGCUACAUCGGAUCAACAACAGCAGCAACAACCACAGUACCCUAAUCUUCAAUCUCAAAUGAAUGCCUAUAAUACGCUGACGCAACAGCAGUAUCCCGCUGCUUCAAAUCCGGUUGCCUAUGUCAACUAUCCACAGGUCUCCUCAAGCGAGUCAUUAACCUCCAUUCCACCGGUACAGGAUGCGUACGGGAAUUACAAUCAAACGCCAGCUCAUUAUCAGCAUCCUGCCACGGCACAAUACUACCAACAAUCGCAGCCACAACAACAACAACAACAGGGGCCUUAUCAAAGUGAACAAACAACGUCCUAUGGUUCCCAUCCAGGUUAUUCGUACAACUCGCAAACGGGAACCUACGAGUAUACGAGCGGUUUCCAGUACGAUUCAUCCAACGCUUCCGGUUCGUAUCAGAGCCAGUACUCCGGAGGUUCCCACCAGACACCGGCGGCAGUUGCCACACCGAACCAGUCCGUAACGUCAGUGGAUUCUUCCGCGCAGCAGUAUCAAAUUUCGGCCAGCCCAGCAAUCGCAGGACAAUCUUCGGGAAUCCAAGCAGGGUACACUGCAACCCAACAAACAACAGCAGCUGAUGCCUCCUCUUACUAUACUACGAAUACGAAUCCGACGGGCUACUACCAUCAAUCAUCAACCUAUACCACCAUCCAGUCGAAUCAAUAUUCCCAGCAACAAGUUGAUCCGGCACAACCUCAACCUAAUGCGGCAGCCAAUCACCACCAGCAGCAGCAACAACCGCAGCCGACAUAUGAUUCUGGCCACGUGACACACUACUCGCAUCACACGAACUCGUACGUAGAUAGCACCGGUUCUCAACAGCACCAACAACCACAGCAGCAACCAGCAGCAGCAACCACAACAACGAUAUCAUCCAGCUCAUCGCAGCAACCGACCGCGCAAGUUGCCUCACAACCGGUCAAACCUUCCAUCAGCAGCGGUAACAUCGAUCUGCUGUCGGGAAUUGACUUUUCUCCGGCGAACCUUCCUCCGAUUUCCGUUCCGAUCCUGCAACCGCAACCAUCGCUAACUCCGUCCAUGGUCAGUGGUAGUGUCAUCGAUGGGAACGAUGGUGUCGCGAGUGAGGUACUGACCCCAACGAAGGCAACAAAAUCCGUCAUACCAGAGACCUCGGCUGUGGUGCGAGAGGUAGUACAGGAACCAACCAGCAGCAGUACCGCAGUGCCGCUACCCAGCACCCAGGUGCCAUUCGGUGAUCGUAAGCCAAGCUUCGACAAUCUAUCGCUCUGUUCCGAUCUGAGCUCCAGUUUCGAUUGGGAUAGUGCUUCGGUCUGUGGUGCGACGGCCACUGUCACUGGUAGUGGCAGUGUGACCACUGCACUGGACAACGUGUUUCUGCGCCCGGUCAAACCGGACCCCUUCGAGGAUGCUACCACCGUCAAGUGGUUCCAUAAGGAAGUAGAACGGUUGGAAAAGUUCGUCGAAACAAUCAACGUGAAGACGCUGAACGGUACCACGCCUCUCGAUAGUAAAUGGAAGGAGCUACAGGAUUUACUGGUAAAGGAAGAAUCCAAGCGACAGGUUAGCGUGGCACGCCUAUUUCCGGAGAAGAAUCGAUCGAUCGACUGUGUCCCGUACGAUCACGCUCGUGUGCAGCUGUCAACGGACACGGAUAACUACAUCAACGCUGUUUACGUUAAGUUGAAAAUGGAUCCUAAAUUGGAUCUUGGCUUUGGAUGUCCAAACUUUGUGUUGGCGCAGACGCCGCUCCCGAACACAGUAAACGAUUUCUGGAAUAUGGUCUGGUCCCAGAAGGCCAACGUGAUCGUCUGUCUUCACACGGCAAAUGAGCUUCUAGAUCCUUUCUGGCCAACGGACACGGGGAAAGAGUUGAGCUACGGUGAUGUAUCGGUAACACUCGUGAAGCAAUUCGAUCUUACGCACUGUACCGAACGAACGCUGCGUAUCCAGAUGCUUGGCUCUGAUUAUUCCCUUACUGUGGCACUCCUGCAACCGAAGCUGUGGCCUAAAAACUCAGCCGAACAUAUGCUAGGUGUAGCCCAAAAUCUGAUCGACACCUAUCGGCAGUACAAUCAACCGUUAGAUCAAAAGACUGUCCAAUUACGUCCGCUGGUGCUGAACUGUUUGACCGGAACCGAUCGUUCCAGUUUGAUCACGAUCGCCAUCAUCACCAUUCUGGCUACGCAAACACGUAAACCGUUGUUGAUAAAUGUAAUCGACAUAUGGUACCGGAUUUGUUGCCAGCGGAAGGGCGCACUGCGUGAUCCGAACUUCAUUCAGUUUUCCUAUCAGAUCGUACUGAGCCAUGGUCACAGCAUUCUGAACAAACGUGGCAUAUUGACGUCGUAUCAAAUGAAAUCAGCCCAAGCGGUGAGCAGUACAGUGAAGGAGGAGACCAACAACGAUCCAUUCAAAGAUCUCGAUCCACUGUGGAAGCUAAAAGGAUGAUAGGCAGCAACGUGAUCGAGAACCUGCGUAUGCUUUAGGAGGAAAUGCAUGCCAAAUUAUUGUUACGUUUGCGUCUCUAAAUUAAGCAGCAUUUCGUUAUCGUGUGUUGCACCAUGCAGCAGCAGCAUUAGCACUAUGCUCACGGUUAAUUCAUUUUACUCCACUGACAACCGCGAGACAACAGGCGACAUUAUAUUCCAAUAAUCUAAUCUAUUGUGUAGCAGGAAUGCAUAUAUAUUUAUUUAUAUUCCCCAUUUAACCGGCUGUUGAGCGCAAAAAUAUAACAGAAUAAAGGUUCUGCAUGUUUGGUCCAGGUGCAGAGCUGGAACGUUGGAAACA